AUUCACAUUUCUCGGUAUACAGAAUUUAUUCGAAAAUUUUAAAAUUUAAUCUUGCAGUAUCUGACUUUUGUAUCUUAUAUUUUAUUUUUAUACAUAAUUUUUUUUUUGUUUUUGUAAUUUGGAAGAAUAUGUCUGCUCUUAUUGGAUUCGAAGUGAAGAAUGAAAAAAAUCACACAAAUCAAGUGAAACCAUAUAACACCGCGCCAAAUGAUGUACGAUUCGAAAUAACUGACAAUUUUAAACAUGACCGCGUGCGUUUCAAAAAUACUCCUCCUACCAUUAUUGUGCCUACACAUAAUUCGCAUAAAAAUGUGCCAAAAAAUUUAGCAACACAGUUGAAAGAGAGCGGUAACAAAAGUGAAUCUAAACAUAUUUCAAACAUUUUAACUGUUAAUGAUACAAAAAAUGAUUUCGUCAUACAAAUCAAAAAUGACACAAAGCAUAAACGAAAAAGUGAUACAAAGCUCACACCCAACACACAUUCGACACUUUCGAAAGCCGAAUCAAAAACCUCCUUAAAAAGUGAUCACAAAAUUUUGAUAAAAUCAGAUUCAAAAUCGACUUUACGUAGUGGUGAAUCUAAAAACGACUUGAAGUCACUCUCGGGCACCUUACCGAGGCGGGAGUCGAAUGACACAGUGAAAGGUAAUAGUUUGAAUAGAACGCUGCAGAAGGUGGAUUCUAGAGCGACGCUGAAAAGUGAAACGAUCUCAACGACAAGCGUUCCAAGCAGCACGCAUGGCAAAAAGAGUCUGGAGUCGAUGACGGAUGAGGAGAUCGUCGAGGAAAAUCUAAAAGAACUGCUCGAAAACAAGAAUCGUGAAGAGCGCAAAGCCAAUGGACGCCUGAUAGCGCUGAUUGUUGCGUUUUUGGUCAUUUUCAUUGCUCUCUACAAUUCGUGGCUGAAGGAUGCCCGUGGCCUGGCUGGCAUCCUAGUCCCGGCGUUAAUUAUGAUAUCUUACGCUGGAUGGGUGGUAUUGUUGGCGAAGCGCGAUAAACAACGUCAAGUAUUGUUUGAAAAGCAUUUAGAAGAAGUUAUGGAACGCAACAAAAUUGAAUUGGCGAGAAAGGCAAAACUCAUAAAGAAAAAGAAGCAAAUCGAAGAGGCAAAGCGCAAAGAGAAUGAGAAAGCCGCUAAGCAACAACGGCUGGGGCAUCGGCCCAGUUUCCGAGAGAAACUCUUCGGUGUGCGUACGCCGGCAUUACAGCCUUCAACUAACUUACUGACAAUUGCCGUCACUGCAGCGGCGCCAUCACAAAUUGUUGUAGAAUCAAGUAAGAAGCACUUGCAACGUAUGGAUGCUUUAGUGCUGCCACAUCCGCCUGUGCGUACAAGUUCCAUACCGUAGUGGUAGAAAUAUGAAUAUGGGGAAAUAUUCAUAAACAGGAAAGCUACUAAAAGUGUUGUGUUGUGGCAGGAAGUGAGCGUAGUUGUUAAAAAACUAUACAAAAAUAU
This is a messenger RNA of Anastrepha obliqua, 1456 nucleotides long. RefSeq lists its product as uncharacterized. The transcript is spliced from 3 exons. Bases 129 to 1349 code for a protein of 406 amino acids. Lineage: Eukaryota; Metazoa; Arthropoda; Insecta; Diptera; Tephritidae. The record is from RefSeq and is a predicted model, not a curated record.